GCGGCUGUGCGCCAUGAAGGUGGGACAUCGGAGCCGCAGGAGAACACACAGGCGGACAGAAUCUGUGUCCUGAAAAAAUAUAUGAAUAUGUUUCUUGGCUUAGUUAAAAAACCAUGGCUCACAGUGUGCAACAUUUACCUCCGACAAUACGCUAUCAGAGCUGGUCUGGCCCAUAAUGUUUUCAAGAACAAUGUGGCCAAUCAAAAUCUGUGGCAUAAUAUAGGAUUACAUUUUCCUAUCAGUGCUGUUGCCCAGCUGCGUUUAUGUUCAUCCAAUGGCAAAAAGGAUGGCACUACUGAGCAUAGUUUCAGCAUUAACUCAACAGAUUCCAGUAGUUGCCAAGAACCCCAAAAAACUGGGUCAAGUUCAUCAAGUCAACCUGCUUUGGAGAAAAUCCAAGUGAAAGUUAAAGCUAUUCUGAAGAAACGUGAUUAUGGGUCCACAUACACUCAAAAUAAUUUCAUCACAGCAAUGCGAGCAAUGAAUGAAUUCUGUUUAAAACCCAGUGACCUGGAGAAGUUAAGAAAAAUAAGACGGCGAAGUCCCCAUGAUGAUACAGAAGCUUUUACUGUACAUUUGAGAUCUGACAUAAUCGCUAGGGCUCUUGAGGUGCAUGGAAGUUUGGAAGCGCUAGCAAGGGCAAAAAAUCAUCGCAAAGAAGAAGAAAUUGUAUAUAAGGAAAAUCUUUUCAAGAACCAGAAAUUAAUGAAGGAAUACCAUGAUUUUUUGGGUAUGACUAUGCCUAGGUCAACUAAGUCAACACCAUUUUUACAAGGGCCAGGAAAGGUGGUGAUGGUUGCUAUUUUUAUCAAUGGACUGAAUUUUAUCUUCAAACUACUUGCCUGGGUUUAUACAGGGUCUGCAUCGAUGUUCUCAGAAGCUAUACAUUCAUUAGCUGACACUUGCAACCAGGCUUUGCUAGCAGUGGGUGUCAUUCAGUCGUCCAAGAUUCCAGAUCCUGGCCACCCGUAUGGAUUUGCAAAUAUGCGCUCCAUUGCAUCCCUCAUCAGUGGAGUAGGGAUUUUUAUGAUGGGUGCAGGACUCUCCUGGUACCAUGGAAUUAAUGGACUUUUACAUCCCCAUCAUAUAGAAUCCUUAAUGUGGGCCUAUUUUAUUCUGGCUGGUUCAUUAGUGUCAGAAGGAGCAACACUUUUGGUAGCAAUAAAUGAACUCCGAAAGAGUGCUCGUGCUAAAGGAAUAACAUUUUAUCAAUAUGUGGUGCACAGUCAUGACCCGACCACCAAUGUUGUUCUGUUGGAAGAUGCAGCUGCUGUGCUAGGAGUAUUAUUAGCUGGCAGCUGUAUGGCGCUAACGUCCCUUACAGGUAAUCCAUAUUAUGAUUGCAUUGGCUCCCUUGGUAUCGGAACUCUCUUGGGCAUUAUUUCAACAUUUUUGAUCUACACAAAUACUGAGGCUCUGAUUGGGAGGUCGAUCCAGCCAGAAAAUGUACAAAGGCUUACUGAACUUUUGGAGAAUGACCCUUCAGUAAGGGCUGUGCACGAUGUAAAGGCCACUGACAUGGGUAUGAAUACAGUUCGUUUUAAAGCAGAAGUUGAUUUUGAUGGAAGGAUAGUGACAAGAUCUUACCUGGAGAAGCAAGACAUUGACAUAAUCUUAAAUGAAAUUCAGCUGGUAAAAUCUCCUGAGGAAUUGGAAGCAUUUAUGCUGAAACACGGAGAGAAUAUUAUUGAUACAUUAGGAGCCGAGGUUGAUCGAUUAGAAAAGGCACUUAAGCAAAAAUAUCCAGAUGUACGUCAUGUGGAUUUGGAGAUCUUAUGAAAAUGCCAGGAUAUCAAAUGAAAAUCAUCAUAAAUACAAGGGAAAAAAACCCUCCAAUGUCUACUGUAGUCAUUGUAAGCUAAUAUUAUCAAAUGCUGUUAUUUAAAACAUUUCAUGAUCCAAUUUAUGGAAGGCUGACAUGGUUGCAGUGGUAUGGAGGGAUCUAUUGUGUUGUAACAUGGUUAAGGAAGUGGUUCAAACAUCGAUUAUUAGCAGUGCAACUAUUUUGAAUAUCUUCCUGGCUGCUAUUCAUUAGAAUGCUAUUCAUCAGAUUGUUUGUUCAGAAGCCAGGCAUGGUUGGGUCAGGAAUGAGAUUGAAAUAGACAGCUUGGCCCACCUGUUCUCAAGUCUGAUAGAUAAACUAACUUUCCAUUGAAACAUAUUCCUUGGUUUACUGAUGUAAAAUUACCCUGAUUCAAACAUGACACCAUUGUGUUUCAUCUUGUUCAGGUUUGACAUAAUGCUAACUGAAAAGAUGAAGGCUAACUUCACAAUCUUUUUCAAUUCUGGGUCCAUUGAGUUUACUCGUAAAUUCAAACCAAAAUUAUAUGGAAGGAAAUAAAAUGUAUCUUAAUCUCU
Messenger RNA from Leucoraja erinaceus (little skate), 2358 nucleotides. It is a transcript of the gene slc30a9, whose product is annotated as solute carrier family 30 member 9. The transcript is spliced from 19 exons. Lineage: Eukaryota; Metazoa; Chordata; Chondrichthyes; Rajiformes; Rajidae. The annotation marks the transcript as partial. Gene Ontology annotation, molecular function: monoatomic cation transmembrane transporter activity. Gene Ontology annotation, biological process: transmembrane transport; zinc ion transport; positive regulation of transcription by RNA polymerase II. Gene Ontology annotation, cellular component: nucleus; membrane. The record is from RefSeq and is a predicted model, not a curated record.